AUGAGCUCAGUCUUGUCUGGAAACUCGGACUACGGUGACGCGCCUCCUGGUUACAAGGAAGCGCUUAGUUCAGGAAGCUUUGUGUCACCAAGCGACAGUGGUACAAUCAGCCAACUUGACAUCCAUGCCAUUGGCUAUGACACGAACCAGGCCCUCACGGGCAACGUGCUGGAAAAUAUCCCCGUGUACCGUUUUGGCUCUGGAGAGCUUGAGUACACAUCCAUUCGGCUGAAAAAGAACUCCAACUCCUGUGCUCUCGUCCGCGGGUCCGACUCUAGCCAAACACCUUUGAUAUCAACGAUUUACCGCUGGGGCCCUGGUCGGCGUCCCAGAAUGAGGAUUCUAUCCCCGGGAACUACUGCCACAGUGGAAGAGGCAAUCGAAUCGGACCAUCUCGUCUGCGAGGUAGUCGAGGUCAAAAGUCGCAACAUGAUAUCGCGCACACAGGAACUCAAGACGUCGUUCGGCACCUUCGAGUGGCGCUACGGCGGGCGUGAUGAGCGCAAGGAAGCCUCCGAAGCGUCCUCACUCCUGGUUCUGGAACGCACCGACGACGCCGCAUCGGCCUUGGCCAGUAACGGCAAGGUCGGCAAGCGCGGCGUCCCAGUCGCUCAGCUUGUGCGCAACGCGGAGCUUCGUACCCAAGGCACCAGUCGCUGGAUGGGCGGCAAUGGCGGCCGCUUGAUCAUGAACCUUGGAAUGUGGACGGAUGACAAGAAAACAACCAUUAAGGACGCCGAGGCUUUCAUCGUCGCCAGCUGUAUCCUCAUGCUCAAACGAGAAGCCGAUCGGUUCAAGGACAACCAGAUUGCUGCUGUAGUCUAA
Messenger RNA from Colletotrichum phormii, 825 nucleotides. RefSeq lists its product as uncharacterized. The record is from RefSeq and is a predicted model, not a curated record. Bases 1 to 825 code for a protein of 274 amino acids. Lineage: Eukaryota; Fungi; Ascomycota; Sordariomycetes; Glomerellales; Glomerellaceae. The transcript has a single exon.